Misgurnus anguillicaudatus (oriental weatherfish) is the source of this 2625-nucleotide messenger RNA. RefSeq names its product sp8 transcription factor b (gene sp8b). Gene Ontology annotation, biological process: regulation of transcription by RNA polymerase II. Gene Ontology annotation, molecular function: DNA-binding transcription factor activity, RNA polymerase II-specific; RNA polymerase II cis-regulatory region sequence-specific DNA binding. Lineage: Eukaryota; Metazoa; Chordata; Actinopteri; Cypriniformes; Cobitidae. The record is from RefSeq and is a predicted model, not a curated record.
UUCAAAGCUGUGAGAGGAGCUACAAUUGUGCUGGAAUGGGCGGACCACAUCAUUGUAUUGCACACCUCUAAAAAAACAGUGCUCUGAUUCAUAAAUAUAAAAAGAUCCUCUGAGGAGGGCACUUUUGUGAUGGCAACUUCACUUCUAGGGGAGGAGCCGAGAUUGGGAUCGACUCCUUUAGCCAUGUUGGCUGCGACGUGUAACAAAAUCGGGAGCCCGAGUCCUUCUCCUUCCUCUAUUUCGGAUAACUCCUCUUCGUUUGGAAAAGGAUUCCACCCGUGGAAACGAGCGACAGCCAGCAGCUGUAGUUUAGGAUCCAGUUUAUCCUCCUUCACGCGGAAUGGUGGUGGUUUAAGCGACUCGUUUGGCACGAACACUUCCACGGGAUCCAGUGCGUUUUCCUUAACUUCUGGUACUUCAUCCAACUCCCACUUCGGAAACGACUACUCGGUUUUCCAGGCGUCCGUUUCCAACAAUUCCCAAGAGCCCAGCCACCAGCCCAUGUUUAUUUCCAAGGUGCACACGUCCGUGGACAGCUUGCAAAGUAUUUACCCGAGAAUGAGCGUGGCGCAUCCGUACGAGUCGUGGUUCAAGUCCUCGCACCCUGGCAUAGCCACUGGAGACGUGGGCACCACGGGCGCGUCCGCGUGGUGGGACGUGGGAGCCGGUUGGAUAGACGUGCAGAAUCCGAACGGUGCCGCGCUCCAGACGUCCCUUCACUCCGGUGGGCUGCAGACUUCUUUACACUCUCCUCUGGGGGGAUACAACUCAGACUACUCGAGUUUAAGUCACUCUGCCUUUAGUACCAGUGCGUCUCCUCACCUACUGACCACCGGUCAGCAUCUCAUGGACGGAUUCAAACCCGUGCUCUCCUCAUACCCGGACUCCAGUCCCUCUCCUCUGGGUGGAGCGGGUGGUUCGAUGCUAACGGGAGGUCCGACGGCCUCGUUGGCGGGGUCUCCGCGUUCUUCUGCGCGGCGCUAUUCAGGUAGAGCGACAUGUGACUGUCCGAACUGUCAAGAGGCGGAAAGGCUCGGUCCAGCUGGCGCGAGCCUCCGCAGAAAGGGUCUUCACAGCUGUCACAUUCCCGGUUGUGGAAAAGUGUACGGUAAAACGUCGCAUCUCAAGGCUCAUUUAAGAUGGCACACUGGAGAGAGGCCGUUUGUGUGUAACUGGUUGUUCUGUGGUAAAAGGUUCACGCGCUCCGAUGAGCUCCAGCGACAUUUACGCACGCACACCGGCGAGAAGCGCUUCGCUUGUCCCGUGUGCAAUAAGAGGUUCAUGCGGAGCGAUCACCUCAGUAAACAUGUCAAAACGCACAGUGCCGGAGGGUCCUCGGGGUCGGGGUCCGGGGCGAGUGGAGGGAAACGAGGGAGCGAUACCGACAGCGAGCACAGUGUGCCCGGUAGCCCCUCGUGCCACUCACCUGACCUGUUGCAACCUCCAGAGUCUGUCCCAACUGCGGGCAUGAACGGCCGUGCAAACUCCCUCGAUUAAUAUCGUUCACAGUGCACCUACAUGAGAUUUCCAAUGAAAAAGACUUGAAUGGACUAAAUAUGUUUGUCGGUGCGUAAAAAGGUUAUUCGUUCGGUAACACUUUAUAAUAACUCGAAAUUAAGUCAUUAACAAACAUUAUGAAAUGGUAAACAAAUUGGUAUUUCAUGCACAAUUUCUAACUAUUUAAAUGUGUGCCUAUCCGCUAAAUAUCUGCAAAGCUUGUUAUAAUGUUUGUUAAGAAUAUUAAUGAAAGACAUUAUAAAGUGUUACCUGGUAUUCCUUGAGAAUAACCACGUGGCCAUUUCACUUGGAUGUUGUAAGAUUGUUAAUCUAAGAUUAAAAUGUAAUUUACAAUGAAGUAAAUCUGUUUUGGAGCAUUAUAAAGGACAUAAUCUGAUAUGUGCGGUUCUGAUGGGUAUUUGUCGAAUAGUCUUAUUUUACUUACUGUUGUUCUGAAACAGAAAAAAAUAUUUACCCAUCAGUGAAGUGGCCUGUCAUUGCUAACAUUUUUUUUUUCUCAAAACCAAACUGUGGCACUUUAUUCAUGAACUCUAGUAAAUCCAACUUGGUAAAUUGCCGUAGUGUUGAACACAUUUCGUUUUGUCAUUUACAAAUUCAUUUCUUUAAUGUUCGAAAAAAAAUUGUCUGUAUAUCGCACACACUGGUCUUUGUCAAAACUACAGACUACAAAUCCUAAGUUUGUAUGAAAUGUACUUAUUUCCUGUUGCUGCAAAAGAAUGUACAUAUUAUAAAUAAAAUAGAUUAGAAUAGAAGGUUAUUCCAUACUGAUGUUAAAAGCUGGGUAAUGUAUUUGUUCAGACACAAAUUUUAAAUAGUAUCUUUAGUUGCAUAUAUUGACUCUAGUAAAUAUCCAAAACUGUACGGGAGUGCUUUUUUGUGAAGAAUAACGUCAUAUUUAUCCAAGAGUUGGACUUGAUUUUUUUGGAGGUCUGUCAUAGACGCACUUUGAAAUGAUUUGUAAGAUUUUAAAUUCAGAAUUCCGUGUUUAGUCACGUUUUCUAAUUUAUGUAAGCAUGCACGUGUAAGGUGAGCGUUUAUUUCACAUCGUUUAUUUGAGAAAUUGGCUCUCUAAUUUAAGCCACUCAAUAAAGUCAACAUGGAUUCAGA